Aspergillus heteromorphus CBS 117.55 is the source of this 3301-nucleotide messenger RNA. Its product is annotated as RNA polymerase III transcription factor TFIIIC subunit Tfc4. Bases 1 to 3240 code for a protein of 1079 amino acids. Gene Ontology annotation, biological process: transcription by RNA polymerase III. Gene Ontology annotation, cellular component: transcription factor TFIIIC complex. The transcript is spliced from 5 exons. The record is from RefSeq and is a predicted model, not a curated record. NCBI's taxonomy places the organism in Eukaryota, Fungi, Ascomycota, Eurotiomycetes, Eurotiales, Aspergillaceae. Gene Ontology annotation, molecular function: protein binding.
AUGGAUUACCCCGACGACCACCACACGGAUCACGGGCCUCCCCCGGAGGAGUUUGCCUACCCCGAUAUUGACGAGACCAUUCAUUACCCAUGGCAGGGAGCCCCGCCAGCAGCCCAGGGACAGGGAGAGUCCUCCCUCCACUCCGUCCUGGACCCGCGUCUGUACAAGGAUUUGUUCGCCGGCAGUGCCUCGCAGGAGCCCGAACGAUCCUCGGUUGACAAGGAGGCAGAGGAGUAUGCUGAAGCCGAUGACUCCGAUCAGUCCCUCUAUACCCUGUCUUCUUCAGAAGAGAGCAGCAGCGAGGAAGAACCGGAGCCCGAGGACGGCGAGGACGAUGACGAUUACUCUCGGAGACGGCACCGCAGGGGCACAGGUCCCUUCUCUGGUCGAUAUGGUGCCCGUGGCGGGAAGGGAAUCAAGAGGGGACCGCGCAAGCCUCUGGAACCGAGCCCAGAGUUCAAGAUGCUGCACUCGGAGGCAACGUCGGCCUUUAUUGAUGGGGACUAUGACCGUGCCAUCGACCUGACCAAGCGUGCGAUCCAGAUCAACCCGGAGAUGUUUGCCGCCCAUUCGCUUCUGUCCGAAAUCUUUCUGGCCCAGGGGGAGAAAGAUAAAGCGUUGACUGCGCUGUUCAGCGGUGCGCACACGCGGCCCAAGGACCCUACCGUGUGGGCCAAGGUGGCACGAAUGAUCCUGGAGCGCGCAGGAGACGAUCGUCAAAGUGCCCUAAACGACGUUAUCUACUGCUACAGCCGUGUCCUCGACGUAGAUCCGAAAAACUACAAUGCGCGGUUCCAACGAACGGCAAUCUACCGGGAGCUGGGGUAUAACGGACGGGCAGCCACUGAAUACGAACGCAUUCUGAGAGAAGUCCCGCAUAAUACCAGGGCGCUCCGACACCUUGCAGAGACCUAUAUCGACCUCAACGAUGUCGGAAAGGCUGUGGUGCAGUGGGCAAACAGCGUUGAAUACUUCCAGUCUCUGGAACCGGAAGAUGUACCCGAUUUCUCUUGGUCGGAUGUAAAUAUCUACACCGAACUCUACAGCUACCUAGACCAGCACUUUCAAGGGCUGGUGGCUCUCAAAUCCGUCUCCAGAUGGCUCCUCGGCCGGAGAAGUGACACGAUGUGGGAGGAUUUCCACGAAGAUGACCGGGAAUGGGAUGCAGAUGACUCCCCCCGGCGCAUCAAAACCGAUGGCUUCGAUCCGCGAACAUGGUCGCGGGAUUAUUACGGCCUAGGGCUGCCACUCGAGCUCCGCAUCAAACUGGGCCUUUUUCGUCUGAAAAUGGGGUAUGACCACAAAGAGGAAGCUUUGCAUCACUUCGAAUGGCUGAACCCGGACGAUACUUCUGAGAAUGCCCGGCUAUACGAUUACGGCGACCUCUUCCGCGAGGUUGCUGAUGCGCUGAAGGAUGUCGGAUUGUAUGAAGACGCGCUUCGAUUCUACCUACCCAUCCAACAAACGAACGAGUAUGCAGAUGCCAGCUUCUUCAUGGCACUGGGAGACUGUUUCAAGAUGCUGGACAAGAUCGAAGAUGCCGAGAACUGCUUCCUCACAGUGGCAGAGCAUGAUACGAAACACGUCGAGUCACGCGUCCAACUUGCAAAGCUAUACGAGAGUAUUGGUAUGUCAGAACAGGCGCUGAAAUACGUCAACGAAGCUGUCCUGCUGGGAAGACAAGAAACGAGAAGCAACCGGCGGCGCAAGGACACGAGGCUGGAACAGCUGGCCAUGGAAUUCCGAACAGCAGACGUGGCUUGUGGAGAGACCGUCUUGAGGCCGAUUGCACCCAAGCCCUCCACCGAUGCACCUGCGCCGGUUCUCACCAGUGCUCCGCUUGAUAAAAGGGACGCUGUGAUGGACGAGGGUCAGAGGUCCGACAACGUGCGGUAUCUCUAUGCCAAAUUGUUGCAGCUGCAGCCGCAAAUGAAAGAAGGAAAUGCCGAGGCCAUGGAGGACUGGCUGGAUAUAGCGGACGCUCUGUUGCGCGAGUUUCGAUCCAACCGGGUAUUCUACCCGCUUCAGCGCAACAUGACCUUUUUGGGGUACUCACGGGAAGCGCAGCGGAAAGUGGGAAAAUCCAAGGGUCGGCACUUCAUUGAUGAGAUGCAAGAAAUGGCCGGGCGUAUCCAGGAGUCCUUAGGGAACAUCCCCGAAGAACCGCUUCAAGGGACGAUCCCGACUGAUUACUACGGGAUACGCUUCGAGGAGUGGCUGGACAUGUUUCUGCAGUAUGCUCUUACCGUCGCAGCGCAGGGAGAGUCUGAUGAAGCGUACGACACGCUCGCCGCCGCGGCAGAUGCCAGCGUCUGGUACCAUUCCAAGCCCGACGCCCGCAUGAUUCACGUCUGCUGGUUCACUUGUGCGCUUCGCAUGCAAGACGAGGAGACCCUCGCAAAUGAAGCCCGAUGGUUCAUCAAGGAAUACCAAUUCGUCACUGACACGUACCGCCUGUUCUCCAUGCUGAGCCGCCUCAGCGGUGAUCCUCGCCGGUCUCUCUUCCAUUCAUCGCCUAACAUGAAGUUUAUGCUGCGCCAGAUCAAGGCCAUCGACUUUACCCUGCCAGACAACCAUACAGGUGCCCGGCCCAGUAAGCUAGUCCGAGAGUCGGUCUACAAGGAACGCGCUUCCCUAUCCACGCGGGACGAGGUGACCGGAGAAGCCAUCCCAGCCGAUGAAAUGGACGUCGCGCUGCUUGUAUUAUACGGCCACAUCCUCUACUCCGGCAACAGUUUCUACCCUGCCCUGAACUACCUCUUCCGCGCCUAUGCACUGGACGACCAGAACCCCGCCGUCCUCCUCUCGAUCGCGCUCUGCUACAUCCACCACUCCUUCAAGCGACAGUCCGAGAACCGACACUACCUGAUCAUGCAGGGCCUGUCGUUCAUGCACGAGUACCGACGCGUCCGCGAACGCCCCGGGACCCUCUUGGCGGAGCAACAAGAGAUGGAAUUCAACUUCGCCCGCGUCUGGCACAGCCUCGGCAUCGCCCAUCUCGCAAAAGAAGGCUACCACCGCGUGCUGCAGCUAGGCGAGCAGAUCCAGGCGCAAUCCCAGCCCCAGUCUGCAGACGGAAGCGAUGUCAUCAUGACCGAUGAUGAUGAUGCCGCGGACGCGCCCGUCCUCUUCGUGGAGGAUUUCUCGCGGGAAGCGGCCGUAGCGCUGCAGAUAAUCUAUGCCGUGAAUGGCGAUUAUCAAUCCGCCCACCGGGUCACUUCCAAAUGGCUGGUCAUUUAGUUGAUGACGACUGCGGUGGCAACCCCCAUCUCCUCCCCCUAUGAUAUUAGUUUUUAUGUAU